GUGCUUCUCUGUUUGGAGUUGAGUUCUGGUUUUGAAGUUUGCACAUAUCUAUUCUUUUCACAAAGGCCACGCAAGUCAGACCACAACUGGUGGUGGUUUCUUCUUCCCUCACAGCUGCCCGAUUUCUGUUUUUUCCCCUUCUUCUUUGCCACGAGGACUGCUUCUUAGCCAAUUGUAUUCUGUCUCUGAGUUGGGUGUGGUUGAGGUGAAGUCAUACAUCACAGCACCCAUCAAUCCUGUUGUUUUUUGGUUAUAACUGACUGACUUUUUCUCCUGUCACGUCUCGAAGGGUUAAACUAGCAUCAAGCUGUCGCAGCGUGAUGACAGAGAAGUUUGUUUGCAACAUGUGUCACGUUAAUUUAAGCUGAUUAUGGUCGUACACCCUACUUUUGCCUGACCCUCCGGUAAGCCUGUCUACAAUUAUGGCUCCCUGUUGGCCAGGCGAUGCAUGCGUGUGCCUCUCUGCGGGCCUCGCUCAUUCAUUAUUGAGCGACUCCUGAUGUUUUAAAGACCGUCACAGUACCGGUGUCAGGUACCCGGCCGAUCCCCUCCGCUGAACCACACUGUGCCAGGAUACAGUUCCCGUUGAAGCUGCUCCCGAAUGCUCCUGAACUGCAAAACCUUUUGUUAGCUUUGGAUUUUGACUCAACCACGGCUGAUUUCACCAACACUGUUUGUACGGCUAACCUGCGAUGGAACUGGGGAGCUUGAAAUGCAUUUGGAUAUUUGUCUUGGCCUGAUGGUGGGGCUCUUCGAGCUCUGAGGAGGUGCGGCGCUGAAGGGAGAUGUCCUCGGACCGGAUGGCGAGCCCUCGGAGCAGCUCCAGGCAGAGCAGCUCGCUCUCUUCGUCCCCGAUGAGUACCCGCAUGCAGUCGCUCCACGUGGACUCUGUCCAGCGCUGGAUGGAGGACCUCCGGCACAUGACGGAGGUGGAGUGCAUGUGCGUCCUGCAGGCCAAACCCAUCGGGGUGGAGGAGGACGCCCAGCAGGGAGAGCUGAUUGUGGCCGUCGGUGCAGGCGACCACGUGGCCAGGAACAACCUGCAGACGCUGCUCCGCCGGGCCCUGGUGGUCAGCACGGAGCUCGGCAAGAUGUUCCAGCGCCUGGAGAAAGGACGCUGGCAGAGGGUCCACAGCACCGCCGUGAGGGCCAACUGCCACGUGCGCUCGCUGGUGCACGAGUACAGUGCCGCCCGCAGCACACCGCCUGAAAUGCAGAAGUAUGAGAGAUCUCUGCUGGAGAAAUGUCUAGAGCUGACCAAUAUCUCAGAGAGGUGCCUUCACACCGAUGACGAGUUCUUCCUGAAGUCCAUGAGGGAGGCCAUCCACGACAUCCUCACGGACGUCAGCGAUUCCUUCAGCAACAUGAUCGACAUGGCUCUAGCCAACGAGAUCCGGCUCCUGAUCAAACAGAUCGACUCAUCGGACAGCGUUCACACGAUCGGCAGCGCCAUCAGCAACCUGCUGUCCCUCACCCAGGACGGCCCUCAGCUCUGCAGCAUCAUCGCCAAGGAAGGAGCCGUGGUCGUCCUGUUUAAGAUCUGCAGGCAGGACCGCUUCAGAGACCUCUACGCCCAUGCCCUGAGGACCGUGGCCUCCAUCUGCUGUGUGGAGGAGGGAAUCAACCAACUGGACAAGGUGGACGGGAUCCUGUGCCUGGCGGACAUCCUGACCGAUGACAGCAGCGUGGAAGCAGCCCGGGCCGAGGCGGCGGCGGUCGUGGCUCAGAUCACCUCGCCUCAUCACGCGUCCACUCAGCACCUCGCCAGCUUCCUGGAGAGCAUGCACGACAUCGUCACCGCGCUCAUCAAGUUAUGCGAGAGCGCCUCCUGUGGGGAAGUGUUCCUCCUGGCGUCUGCAGCUUUGGCCAACAUCACCUUCUUCGACAGCAUGGCCUGUGAGAUCCUCCUGCAGCUCAACGCCAUCCACAUCCUGCUGGAGGCCUGCAGAGACCGCCAGCGAGUCGACACGCCCUACUCCAAAGACCAGGUGGUGACAAUCUUGGCCAACCUUUCCGUUUUAGAGCAGUGUGCCCCUGAAGUCAUGCAGGACCGAGGAAUCGAGCGACUGCUGCUCCUGCUGGGAGAGAAGCCGACCUCCCCGAGUCCGUCGGAGGGCGCUGCCUGUGAGCGCGUUCAGCAGAAAGCUGCUGUGACCUUGGCUCGGCUGAGCAGAGACCCCGAUGUGGCCCAAACAGCCAUUCAGCUUAAAGCUGUUCCUUUUCUUAUUGAACUGUGUCGCUCCCCUACUGAGAGAAAUAACAGCGACUCAGUGCUGGUUGCUUGCCUGGCUGCCUUGAGGAGGCUGGCAGCGGGGUGUCCAGACAGCAUCGAGGCGGCCGACCACCAGCAGCUCAUCAAACCGCGGCUCGUCGACUCUUUCCUGCUGUGCUCCAACAUGGAGGAGAGCUUCGUAUGACGGCCCACUCAGCGAGCGCUGAGAGCGCAGAGCUGAACUCAUGAACAGCAUCAUGCACAUGUUCCGAGCACGACACGGCAAGUGCUCCUGAACCCUGCAUUCGUUUCACGACUGGGGGUUUGGUUCGGCUCUUCCUGUGUGCUGGGAACUUAUUUGUUGUCCAGAGGUCUUACUGGACAUGAGGGCUAACUGUCAGUUUAGAUGGAUGCAAAGGACGUCUAAAUGUAUGUGUUGCCUCUAGUGCCUCUUAAUGAUCUUAGAAAAUGCAGUGUAUGUGUACAGUGGUAUAAAGAAAAAGGUCAUUUCUGUUUGGUAUUCCACUAGCAAUUUCAUAUUGGUAAUUCUACAAUUAAUAUGUAGUGGGUGGUACUUUAUGGAAACUAAAGUAUAACCUUUUUCUGGAACCAAACCCCUUUUUAUGCCACCGCUAUGCAAUCUUUUGUGUGCAAUGUCUGAAAAUGUUCCGAGCAUGUUGCCCAUCUGAGAACAGAGAAAGAUCCUUUUUAGGGGAAGCAUUUGUGUUUGAGUACAAAGACGUGUGGGUGGGAUUGUUUUAUUGUUGUUUAAAGAAGCGUUACCUUUUUAUGUUUUCAACUAACAGACACUUUAUUUGGACCAUUUGCAACUAAAUUAUUACAGUGUCCUAUUUCAUCUUUUCAGUUUCUUGUUUGAGUACCUUAGUUGACAGGCCACUAGUAGUAUUUGAAAUGUAUGUGUGGCACCAUGAUAUACUUGGUACAGUGUAAUGUUUGAUGAAAUGCAUUGUGCAGCAUGUUUUUGUUCUCAUGCCACGAUGUUAUAUUUGCCACUGGAUAAUAAAUCUAUAAAAACUGCCUUGAAUUUGAAUAUACGAAUGCUUUAAUUUAAGGAAUACCAUUGUUGUAUGCCAUGCAUGGAAUAAAGGCAAUCAUCAACUGUU
Gasterosteus aculeatus aculeatus (three-spined stickleback) is the source of this 3336-nucleotide messenger RNA. It is a transcript of the gene insc, whose product is annotated as INSC spindle orientation adaptor protein. Gene Ontology annotation, cellular component: apical cortex. The record is from RefSeq and is a predicted model, not a curated record. Gene Ontology annotation, molecular function: protein binding; cytoskeletal adaptor activity. Gene Ontology annotation, biological process: regulation of asymmetric cell division; establishment of mitotic spindle orientation; asymmetric cell division. NCBI's taxonomy places the organism in Eukaryota, Metazoa, Chordata, Actinopteri, Perciformes, Gasterosteidae.